UGAAAUAGACUUGCGGUAGCAUAGUCUCGAAGCAGGGUUAUCAUUUAAAGCAACAACAGUGGCUAUAAAUGGAAACUAGCUUCAUACAAUACAAUGUUUUAACAUUUGAAGUGGGUGAGGCCCUCAGAUGGAGGCAGUGUGUGAGUGGCAGGUCCAUGGAGGUGAUGAAGAGGAGGAGGAAGAGGAGGAGGCAGGAGCAGAUAAGGCCAUGCUGUGGUCUUUCCAGGAGGCUCUGGAGAGGCAGACCUUGCAGAUAGGAGCAUCUGCCUGCGGGGCCACAGCUGUGGUGGACGUGCUGAGGGCCCUCGGCGUGGCUGUGGCCCCUGAGGAAGCAGACCGCUGCGUCCAAACAAGGCUGAGGAGGAACGAGUCCCCGCUGCCCGACUACCUGCUGUCCCGGAGUGAAGCCGGUGCAACUCACGCUCAGCUCAUCCGAGGAGCAGAGGAGGCCAGUAAGGGAAAGGUAGUGGGUCGCUUCUUCCACCUUCACCCUCGGCGGCUGGUCCGACUGGUCCCCUGGCUGGCACGCUGGAUCCAAAACGGUGCUGUUCCCGUGGCGACCAUGAACAUGCAGCUGGCUGUACCUGAAGGAGAGGAGGUGCCCGACGCCUGGCACCAUCAGCUCAUAUUUGGUGUUGCACCUAAUGCUGUGUUCAUGACCAAUCCUUUAGAUGUAGAAAGUGAAGAAGAGGUGCACCAGAGACUCUGCAGUGAGUCUGUGUUGCUGAUUCGUCGAGAAGACGUCCUGCAGAGACUGACGCCAGAUUGUUGUCUGUCCGGCUUAUCAGACAGUCAGUCUGACCAGCGCUGGAAGGCCCUGGAUGUGGAAGGUCAAGUGAGGCAGAUGGUCCUUGACGAGCAACAGGAACAAGGUCCACCCAAGUUAACACACAUCAAGAUCCCCGCAGCAUACAGUUCAGGCAUCACACUGUUCGCUGUACGACAGACCAAGUUAGGACAAGAACUCCUCAAUGCUCCUGAACUCCCUUUGUUCUAACUGGACUGCUAUUCAUGGACUUAAAGCUUGAAGACCUAUACAUUGGGACGUAAAAAAAUCAAAAACACUAUUGAUCCUAUGAUGAGUAGGAUAAGCAGAUAUCCACCAUGACGACAUCUGACAAGAAACAAAAAUCAAUAUGUAUUACUCAUUGUUAUACAACAUCUGUUCUCUGACCUAAGCUGCACAAGCAUCCUUUUGCAGCAAGUUUCCACAUGUCAUCAAACAGCUGAAAAUAUCUUCACCAACACACUGUUAUCAAUGUUCAUUUAUAUCACUGGUACCUGCUUUUUUGCAAUGCAUUUCCAACAGUUUCAUGUCAGUUAAUUACUUGAAUAAAGUAUGUUUGAAAUAA
This is a messenger RNA of Etheostoma cragini (Arkansas darter), 1352 nucleotides long. RefSeq lists its product as uncharacterized. NCBI's taxonomy places the organism in Eukaryota, Metazoa, Chordata, Actinopteri, Perciformes, Percidae. The record is from RefSeq and is a predicted model, not a curated record. The transcript has 5 exons. Bases 128 to 997 code for a protein of 289 amino acids.